ACUGAAGGUCUCCGGUUCGAGUCCGGGCGACGCCAUUUGAAAGCAUUUUUUUCAUUAUUUUUUACAUUUUCAUGGCAUCUUAAAGUUUUUAUGUGGACUGCUAAAUAGAAGUCUUGGUCAUAAAUUGAUUUUUUUUUUUUGAGAAUCUGCCAUAAAUUGAUUCUUGUGCUAUAUUUAACGUAAAUUUUGCCUUGAAAAUUGAAAAAGUGUUGAUUUUGCCUUGGUAGAAGGAAAAUCUGUAUCAAUUUUCCUCGUGGAAUCCCCAGAUCAAUUGUGUGUGUGUGUUCCAUCAACGUUGUUGUGCUUUCCUUUUAGUACUACUGAGUGAUCGCUUCCUAACCUGAAGCGACUGAGCAAUUGACGAGAUCUGUUUUAGAGAGAGAGAGAAGAGAGAUGGGGUUUCUCACACAAAGGGUGGAACGAAGCGAUUUAGAAGCAGGGGACCAUAUCUACACUUGGAGGACUCCCGUGUUCGCAUACUCUCAUCAUGGCAUCUAUAUUGGUGAUAACAAAGUGGUGCACUUCACUCAAGUUCAGAAUUUGAGCUCUGAUGACUCUAGUUCCUUUUUCUCCUCAUCAUCAGUUGCAGCAGUCUGUUUAAAUUUUGAAGAAAAAUGUGAGGUUAAGAAACAUAAAAAUGGAGUUGUUAUGUCAUGCUUGAAUUGCUUCUUGGGAAAUGGAUCUUUGUAUCGCUUUGAGUAUGGAGUUAGCGCGUUAGCUUUAGUCACUAAGCUUCGUUCCGGGACAUGCACCACUGCGAAGUCUGAUCCUCCAGGAGAUGUGAUUCGAAGGGCUUUGUAUUUGCUAGAGAUUGGAUUUGGGAAGUAUGAUGCGUUAUCAAAUAACUGUGAAGAUUUUGCUUUAUAUUGUAAAACAGGACUCGUUGUGAUUCGCCAGGAUGAUUCUGAAGGCCAUCGCAGUGGCCAAUCCUCGUCUGUUGCUGCUGCUAUUGAUUCUUUUAUCUUCUCUUUGUCCACUAAGAUAUUUAGUUCAAAUCCAUAUGUUCUUGGUGCAACGACAGUGGGGCGCUACACUUUUGGUCGAUACGUUACUGAUGUUGGUGUUAGGAGUGAUGUUAUUAAACUGGAGGUAGAGGCAUUUGCAUUGCUCCUUGGCGAAUUACCAGCUGAGGAUCAGCCUAAAAAGCAUGGUGACUUGCCAGCUGAGGAGGAAGAUGUAUGUGCUAUUGGUGGUGGCCUAGCUGAGAAUCGGCCUAAAAAGCAUGGGAACGUACCAGCUGAGUGUGAUGAUGAUGGUGUUGGCAUGGCUGAGGAUCGGCCUGAAAAGCACGGGAGCGUUCCAGCUGAGGUAGCUGCGUGUGCUGAUGGCGUUGGCAAAGCUGCGGAUCGGCCUAAGAAGCAGAAACAGAUGGUGGAUUAUCAUAAGCCUCUCAAGAAUGCGUCAUCUCUGUCCCCGCUUAUGGAAACCAAAUCCGCAUCGACAAUGCCGCAGCAAGAUGGCGGCGCCGCCGCUAAGAAGCAGGGGCUGCGGAAGCCGGUGUUCGUAAAAGUCGACAGCUUGAAGCCGGGAACGAAUGGGCACACGCUAACUGUGAAAGUAGUGACUGCCAACACCGUUCUCAACAAGAAGCCACGCAAUCCGACGUUUCGUGGGCCUCAAAGUCAGAACACGAAAAUCGCGGAAUGCCUGGUUGGCGACGACACCGGAACGAUCCUCUUCACCGCCCGCAAUGACCAGGUUGAGAUGAUGAAGCCAGGUAACACAGUGGUACUCCGAAAUGCUAAAAUAGACAUGUUCAAGGGAUCAAUGAGGCUGGCAGUCGAUAAGUGGGGCCGUAUUGAGGUUGUUGAACCAGAAAAGUUUGUGGUCAAAGAGGACAACAAUUUAUCCCUAGUGGAGUAUGAGUUGGUUAAUGUUGUGGAAGAAUCUUGAAUUUAGUCCAUGUUGGGGUUCAAUUAAGUUUAUGGCUUCGAUCUGGUUUUUGUUUUUUUGUUUCUCUCCAUUAAAGUAAUUAUCGUGUAGGACUAAGUUAGCUUGGUUUUAAUGGUUGAUGUGUAAAAAGAUGGACCUUGAUUUAUAGCACAUCUCUGUUAGAAUUUUGUCUA
Molecule: messenger RNA, 2066 nt
Organism: Salvia miltiorrhiza (redroot sage)
Lineage: Eukaryota; Viridiplantae; Streptophyta; Magnoliopsida; Lamiales; Lamiaceae
Exons: 3
Coding region: 394-1893 (499 amino acids)
Source: RefSeq, a predicted model, not a curated record